AUGAAGCUAGCGCUACUUCUGCCUGCAUUCCUCACGGCCUCUGCGCUGGUGGGAGCGCAGCAGACAAUCACCACGCUUGUCCCGCUUGUGUUCAAACCACUUCCGCUUGGUUCUAUCUCGCCGAAAGGAUGGCUCAAGGAUCAGUUGCGUUUAAUGAGUGACGGUCUCGCUGGCCACGAACAUGACUUCUACAACUAUGUCGCGCACUCCAGCUGGCUGGGUGGAGAGAAGGAGUAUUCCAAUCUUAACGAAGGCUUUCCUUACUGGUUUAACGGACUGGUGCCUCUAGCGUAUGGCCUCAACAACGCGAGGCUGAAAGACCAAGUCCACUCGGCUGCGCAUAUCGUACUGUCACGCCAGUCAAGCGAUGGCUGGAUUGGACCAGAAACUGGGACAGAUCGUAAUUUCUGGGCAAGGUAUCCGUUAUGUCUGGGUCUGAUACAGCUGGCCGAAGCCAACAAGACCUGGACGACACCCAUCGUCUCCGCUUUGCACAACUUCACAUCCCUCAUGCAUGAUAUGCUCGCGGACGACUACACAGGGUAUAUAUAUCACAACGGCGACCCAAUGUCAGCGGACGGGUACUCGUGGGGUCAGGCGAGAAGUCAAGACAUGAUGAUAACGUUGCAGUGGCUCUUUGAGCACCACCCUGUUAACCAGAGUCAGUUACUGCUUGAUAACAUGAACUACCUCCACCAAGCAGGGUUGAACUGGGAAGACUGGUACAACCAGCAAGCGUACUUCGGUCAAGGUAUGGAGAACGAUCUGAACAUCCUCAGUAUCAAUCUCACGCAAGCCAACUAUCCCUUUGAGCAUGGCGUGAACGUCGCUCAAGGCUUGAAGGCGGUUGCAGUCGUCCGUCGUUUCACGCACAAUGACAGCUUGGUGCAGACCGCGAUGGACGGCGUCAACUGGACAAUGCAGUACCACGGUGCGUCUUCUGGCACGGUGCUUGCAGAUGAACGCUUAGUGGGAUUGGCCCCAUACUCUGGCUCGGAGCUCUGUACAUCUGUUGAGACGAUGUACUCGUUGUCGUACCUCUAUCAGGCGCUCGGCACCAAUUACUAUGCCGAUCGAGCGGAGCUUGCGGCAUUUAACAGCUUGCCUGCCUUGUUGACGCCGGAUUGGUGGGCUCACCAAUACAUGGCAGAACCGAAUCAACCGUAUGCCCAGAACCUCACCAAUACGCCUUUCUACAAUGUCAAUACUUGGGGGCAGACCUUCGGGCUAGAACCAAACUACCCUUGCUGCACGGUCAACCACCCACAAGGCUGGCCCAAGUUUCUCUCCAACAGCUUCGUCAAGGUUGGCAACAAUUGUUUUGCUCACGCUUUGCUCAGCCCAGGUGCCGCGAGAACGACAUUGUCUAGCGGUAAAGUGACUGUGAGCUGUACGACAGCGUACCCUUUCAUGGACGCGCUCAGUUACACCAUCAAUGCCGCCGCACCCUUCGACUUCUACGUUCGUGUGCCCGCAUGGGCUGGCUCAGCAUCCUCUAUUGCGGUCAACUCCGAUUCGACGACUUGCGUCUCGCCAGACCCUGACAGUGGACUUCAUAAGCUCAGUUUGCCAAAGGGUACUUCGACUGUCUUGUACACCCUCGUUAGCGACAUCCGCACCGAGCCGCGCGAGAAUGACACAGUUGCUGUCUACAAGGGUGCGUUGUUGUAUGCCUUGCAAGUUGAGAACACCAACACAUCGACACUGCCGAAACCGUACAACAACCCCAAUACCUACUUUGACGCAAACUACGCUCCGGCUCAAAGUCGGGACUGGCAGUAUCACAAUACAUCUGCGUGGAGCAUUGCGAUCGAUCCGUCAACAUUGACCUACCACGGCCAUAACAAAACCUUUGCCUCUUAUAAGCUUGCGAAUCCGGCUUUCGCGCCAGAUGCGACGCCAGGGUAUAUGACCGCGCUAGGAUGCGAAAUCGCUUGGGACCUUGCUUUCGGGAGUGUUCCAGGUUAUCCGCCAGUUGGCGACAAGAAGAGGUGCUUGGGUAAUACCAUAGAGGUCAGAUUGGUGCCAUAUGGGAGUGCCAAAACGCAUAUGGCAGAGCUUCCCGUCAUAAAGCUGGCAACGUAG
Baudoinia panamericana UAMH 10762 is the source of this 2085-nucleotide messenger RNA. RefSeq lists its product as uncharacterized. The record is from RefSeq and is a predicted model, not a curated record. The coding region runs from base 1 to 2085 and encodes 694 amino acids. The transcript is spliced from 4 exons. Lineage: Eukaryota; Fungi; Ascomycota; Dothideomycetes; Mycosphaerellales; Teratosphaeriaceae.